AUGUGUACUUUAACGUGUCGCACCUGUGUCACGCCCACUUCUAGUCAAGUAUACAAGCUCCAGGAAAAGGCGACAAAGCAUAAUAAAGUUAUUUGGGAAAUGCUUGCUGAUGUCUGCUCCCUAGAUCCCAAUAAUGCACUGCCGCAGCACCUAUGCUCCGACUGUUUGCAGCGGCUGCAGGAUGCCUAUGAAUUUGUCCUGCAGGCCAGGCAAGCGAACGACGAGCUGUUGGCUAAAUUGGAGAGUUCCUUUUCAGUGGAACAGUUUAUGGAUGUUAAAGUGGAGGACAAUAAGCCGAUCCCAGACACAGAUCAAGAGGAGCUGCCGAAAUACACAGAGGGAGACUCAGACAAAUUCGAUGAGAUGCCGCUCAAGGAAAGGCUGCAACUUUUACGCAAACAAAGAAAUUGUAAAACAGCCGAGAGCCCUAACGAUCCCUUAGCUAGCGACCUGUCGGAAAUAUGCGAUGGCCAAGUAAAAUUGAAAGAAUGGAACAAUCAAGCAGAUUGUGGCAGCCAGAAUGAAAGCGCUUUAGUCGGGAAACAAUAUAAAUGCGAUCAGUGUGACAAAUCCUACUAUUGGCCCGCCAGUCUCAUAUCCCACAUGCGCAAGCACACAUCUAAAAGCAAUUGGCUCACGUGUCCAAAUUGUCCGCACAAAUUCUAUCGCAAGGACAACAUGAUGGCUCACAUGCGAAAUAAACAUGGUGCGCCCCGCGCCUACAAACGCUCCGGCUCUACACUCCCUAAAGUAACGGAGCUGGACAUUAGCCUGUGCCUGCCACAUGGCACUAAAAGGAUUCAAUGCAUGCUCUGUUUGCAGAACUUCUCAAAAAUUGCCCUGCUGGCCAAACAUUUGCAAGCUCACGCCGACCAAGCGGAUGAGGUUUGUGUGGCCAGCGAGACGCGUCGCGAAAUCGCCUCCAGCUUUUUCGCCGAUGCCAACAACGUGGAUGAGGCACAUCUAAAGCAACGCAUAUGCGAGUACUUGAACGAGCAGAAGUUCUCGCCAUUCUAUUCGAUAACCAACCAGUCUGGUCGCGAACUGAGUCUGGAAAGCUCCGAGACGGACAGCGAUUUUGAGGAGGAGCAGCGGAAAAUAAAUGCCUUGGCCUCGCGUUACAAUUGCGAGCUCUGCUCUCUCAGCUAUGCUCGCAAAUAUCAAUUGUUCGAUCACCAGCGCCAGCAACACGACUGGCUGGAGGCCCCCAAUGUGUGUGCGCGUUGCCAGGCGCGCUUCGUCAAUGCCGAGCUCCUGCAGCAGCACCGUACACGGCAAUGCAACAACGUUCAGAAGCUAUACAUCUGCAAGUAUUGUCGAGCGCGUUUUCAGUGGCGCCAAAACCUGAGGACUCACUACGCCGUGCACAGAAAUAAGAAUACUGUCGUCCAUUGCUCGCUGUGUGAUCGCACAUUUCGGGAUGCUCGCGGCCUCCACACUCAUAAUCUGAGCAUGCACGCCGACAAGUCCAGCUUCAUGAGCUGUCAUUGGUGCAACCUGAAGUUCUAUAGACGUGACUUUCUGCUUCGACAUCUGCAGCGACGGCAUGGCCUCAAAGAGCAGUAUUUGCCACUUGCCGAAACCCUCCUCGCCGCCACAUCGCAGCCAAAUGGUCAAAAGCGCAUCGCCUGUAAAGUUUGCGAUAUUAGUUUUACGAAAAUGAAGGAGCUGCGCUCUCAUUUGCUCUGCAAUGCGGCUGCUCAUCAUAGCUACGACUCCGCCUUGAACUAUUCCAUUACGAAUGCGCAGGGCUUCGAGCUGCAUUUGGAUGACACCGACACGGACUCUGAUGCAGACCAGGAUGAGCAUCCGGCAGCCGCCAAAUACACCUGCUCGCUGUGUCAGGUGCAGUGUCGGCGCAUCUAUGAGCUCCAGCAACACCAGCGCGCCAUGCAUCCGUACGAUGAGCUGCCAUAUGCCUGCGGCAAGUGUAUCUUCAAGUGCGCUGCCAAGCCCCUGUUGGAACGCCACGAACGCAGUCAGUGCCUUAAUGUGGAUAAGCAACUGAACUGUGCGCUGUGUAGUUAUAAAUUUAUGUGGCCAGAGAACUUGCAGCUGCAUGUGCGUCUGCAACAUGCCACUGGGGCGGCUGGAAGUUCUACUCCAGCUCCUGCUUGCGAAUCCAGCACAGAUCUGUUGCGUUGUCCGCACUGCGAUCGCACCUAUCAGCUGCAGGCUCGUCUACGAAAUCACAUACGCGAUGUGCACUCCGAGGAUGGGCCCAAGAAGGCAAAGGAGGCGCGACUGUUCCUCUGCUCGCAGUGCGGCAUCAAUUUACGCUCCAGAGGCGAAUUGCAGCUCCACACCCGACGCCACAACAACGACAAACCCUUCAAGUGUGAUCUGUGCAAGAUGGCAUUCGUCUCCUUCUUUGAAUUGAAACUGCACCGUCGCAAGCACACCGGCGAGAAACCCUAUCAAUGUACCUUUUGCCAAAAGGCUUUUGCGCGCUCUGACAAAUUGCGCGUCCAUCAGGCCACCCACAAGGAUAAACGCAAAUAAACUACCACAUCCGAAAGCCUAUAAUUGGUCUACUUAAUCGAAGAAAAAUAUUGAA
This is a messenger RNA of Scaptodrosophila lebanonensis, 2557 nucleotides long. Its product is annotated as zinc finger protein 420-like. Gene Ontology annotation, molecular function: DNA-binding transcription factor activity, RNA polymerase II-specific; zinc ion binding; RNA polymerase II transcription regulatory region sequence-specific DNA binding. Lineage: Eukaryota; Metazoa; Arthropoda; Insecta; Diptera; Drosophilidae. Gene Ontology annotation, cellular component: nucleus. Gene Ontology annotation, biological process: regulation of transcription by RNA polymerase II. The record is from RefSeq and is a predicted model, not a curated record. The coding region runs from base 1 to 2502 and encodes 833 amino acids. The transcript has 6 exons.